Nerophis ophidion (straightnose pipefish) is the source of this 1058-nucleotide messenger RNA. RefSeq names its product all-trans retinoic acid-induced differentiation factor (gene atraid). Gene Ontology annotation, biological process: positive regulation of osteoblast differentiation. Bases 78 to 755 code for a protein of 225 amino acids. Lineage: Eukaryota; Metazoa; Chordata; Actinopteri; Syngnathiformes; Syngnathidae. The record is from RefSeq and is a predicted model, not a curated record. The transcript is spliced from 7 exons. Gene Ontology annotation, cellular component: intracellular membrane-bounded organelle.
CAAAUUGAGAUUGUGUAUCGGAGGAACUUCCGGUCACAUGUCUACUACAGUAUGAUCAUGUGACCUUUUUUGGUAAAAUGAAAGCUGUUAACGGCCAACUUGUUUUGAUCGUUUAUUUGUGUUUAUGUCCGAGCCAGCAAUUUAACGAACUGCAGGUUUGUAGUCAGUGUAGCGGGACCGUACGAGAUGGCUCUGCAGUGGGUCUGUUUUGCUCCUCGUCCGCUGGCCGGAUCGCUGGACGCUGCUGCGUGGGGAAUAAAACGAGUGACCCUGAACGCGUCAUCGGGCUGGAUCUCUCCAAUUGUUCCUUAAACCACUUGGGGUAUAUCCAGGAAGCAUUUACAGCUUUAAUAAUAGAUCUCUCACUAAACACUAUUGUCAACAUCAGUGACUCAGCUUUUCGAGGAUUUAUUGAUUUGAAGAACUUGAUUUUGCCUGCAGACAUAGCAUGUCCUGGUGGGAAUACCUCCUGGGAAAAAGUGGAGCUUACAAAGGGAAAUCGUCUUUGUGAAGGCCAGAAGAAUAUGUGCAACCAAACAGGGCAGAUGUCCACCAAUUGCCCGGAGUACUCCCAGUGCGGUCCGUUUGGUCCUGGCUUUGUUGAGUGUCGUUGUGCAGACAACUACCACGGGUACAAGUGUCUCAGAGAAGGAGAAUUCCCGGCCUUGCAGGUAUUUGGGCCUCUGGGUGCAUCCACACUGGUGCUUUCCCUCCUGCUGUGGGUUACGCAGAGACGAAAGGCUAAGUCAUUAUAGCAUCUUUUUUUUUUUUACGUCCUACAAUCUACUGAGUAAGCUCAGUUGAAAUAUACAGUCACAUUGCCUCAGUGUUUAACAUCUUGCAUUAUGUCAAUUUUGUGGUUUUUAUGUGAACUGAUUUUAUUGUAACCACACAGGGUUUUAAAUGUAUCGUUUUGGAUCAUAACCACUCAUUAUCUGCCUUUACACUUGAGCUCUAUUUAUUUUUUAAGAAUAUUAAUUUUUUUGUAUAUUAGUAAUCAACCACAAGUGGGGUAAAAAACUGUCAAUGAUGGUAUAAUAAAAACACGUUGGAACUUG